This is a messenger RNA of Phyllopteryx taeniolatus (common seadragon), 758 nucleotides long. RefSeq names its product ribonuclease H2, subunit C (gene rnaseh2c). Gene Ontology annotation, biological process: RNA catabolic process. Bases 153 to 563 code for a protein of 136 amino acids. NCBI's taxonomy places the organism in Eukaryota, Metazoa, Chordata, Actinopteri, Syngnathiformes, Syngnathidae. The record is from RefSeq and is a predicted model, not a curated record. Gene Ontology annotation, cellular component: ribonuclease H2 complex. The transcript is spliced from 5 exons.
GGGGAGAAAUUUCAACACUCAACAGAAUUAUGCCGCCAAACUAUCUUUGAGCGGAGAAGAAGAGUUUCUCGUCCAAUCAGACCCCGAUUGUUGAUCAACCCGGAACUCACCAACGCGUUCUUUUCAAAACUCUGGAAUAAAACGAAAUAAGGAUGUCCUGUUACAGCAUUGUGACUCGUGUUGAUGCAUCAUCUGCGGGCCAGGCUCCUCGAGAACCACUGCACCUGAUCCCCUGUGAGAUUGAACACAACGGGGCUGCACAGAUCUCGCAGUACUUCAACGCUGCCAUGAAGGACCACAAACAUGAGAAGACUGCUUCAUUCCGGGGUCGUGGCCUAAAAGGGCAGGAAAUCAUCUGUCCACAAGGCUACACUGGACUGGUGCUCAAGGAGAUCAAUAAGCCCGGUUCGGAUCAGGAGGACAGGACCCUGAAGGUGACUUCCGUGUUUGACAAGCUGACCUACUGGAACCUCGAGACGCCUCCUAACUCAGACGAUGCGGUGGUUAUGGCGAUGGACUGGCCUGAGCUUGCUGAAGUGAUUCAUGGAGCAGUGGAAGACUGAAGAAAGUCUUGCUUUUAGGAGAAAGAAUAAAUAAUAAUAAAUAUGCAUACAGUAUUUAGAAUAAAAUGUUUGCUGGUUACCAGACAUAGUCCCAAUAAGAAAUGGUUGUUAAAGAGCACUAACUAAAUGUAUGGUUUGUACAUAUUUUGUGACUAAUUUAGUAUUGAAAUAAAAUAAUAAAACCAAACUACUUCA